This is a messenger RNA of Acaulospora colombiana, 822 nucleotides long. The record is from the annotation of a GenBank genome assembly. Lineage: Eukaryota; Fungi; Glomeromycota; Glomeromycetes; Diversisporales; Acaulosporaceae.
AUGGGUGAAAUAAUUAGCGAGCAACAAAUGGCAGACAAAAAAAUUCAAGAUGAAAGGAUAAUUCUGAACAUUGGAGGCGUUAAGUAUGAAACCUAUCGCUCCACACUCACAGCUUACCCCGAAACCCUUUUAGGUACAAUGUUUCAUGAACGCAACAACUUAUUGCUUCGACCCAUGAACAACAAUGAAUUCUUUUUUGAUCGUGAUCCCCAAGUAUUUCGCUACAUAAUCCAAUACUAUCGAACCGGUAAACUGGUCUUUCCCAACGAUUCCGCGAUUAGUCGUCAAGAGCUUUUAAACGAGAUGGAUUUCUUUCAAAUACCCUUAACUUCAUCGCAAAAUCUUCAUGCUCCUCCCAGAUCUUCAUUUCCCACAACCGCGCAAUAUGCAAAAAUAGUGGAUGAAUUCGUGGAAGCUAUUAAAUUUUCAAUAAUAGAAACCAGCUGGAAUUUUCAUGAGACUGUUAAUAUCACAUUCUAUGCCACUCCACUUCACCACGAGACGCUGCCCACUGAUCGAAUGAUGUGUGUAUCCCCGUAUAUUGAAAAGAUCAGAGAACGAUUGAAACCGUAUGAAAGUAGUGGAUACAAGAUAUUGGAGUUGUUUGCAGCAGACAUCAAGAAUUAUUUGGAGAGCAUCGUGCCUAGUUAUACACUGAAUGUACAUAGUAGUUAUCAUAAACAUUAUUAUCAUCCUAAUUAUACUGGAGGAAAUAAGUUUAGUCAUGCUCGGAGUUUGUAUAUAGUUCGCACGGAAAGUUUUAAAAAUCUGAAAUAUGAUAUCUUGGAGAAGACAUGUUUAAGGUCAUCUGAAGAUUACUAG